Messenger RNA from Salmo salar (Atlantic salmon), 2592 nucleotides. RefSeq names its product mitotic checkpoint protein BUB3. Lineage: Eukaryota; Metazoa; Chordata; Actinopteri; Salmoniformes; Salmonidae. The record is from RefSeq and is a predicted model, not a curated record. Gene Ontology annotation, molecular function: protein binding.
AUAGUUAACAUUUUAUUUAACAAUACCUUUCAAAAAAACGACACGGAGUUGUCAACGGUUUUAAGAUACUGUUAUUUUUAAAUAUGUCCCAUGUCACAUGACCCAUAGACUCGACAACGGAAGAGAACUUUUCAAAGAAUCACGAGCCAGGCGGGAAAGUUGGUUAUUCGUUCUGACCAAUCAAUUCACUCGUGUAGCAACGCUGCUGCGGACUGUCUACAGCGGAGAGGGACGAGGAAACCAAUUUUAUACCCAAGGAGGUACUUCAGCGCAAACCAAGAACGAUGACUGGCUCGAACGAGUACAAACUGAACCAGGGCCCAGAGGACAGUAUCUCUGCUGUUAAGUUCAGCCCCAGUACAGGCCAGUUCCUUCUGGUGUCCUCUUGGGACUGUACUGUCCGGCUCUACGAUGUGGGAGGCAACUCCAUGAGGAUCAAGUAUUCACACCUGGCACCUGUGCUGGAUUGUGCUUUCUAUGACCCUACACAUGCUUGGAGCGGAGGCUUGGACACGCAGUUGAAAACCCACGACUUGAAUACAGAUCAAGAUACAAUAGUUGGGACACACGACGCCCCCAUUCGCUGUGUGGAAUACUGUCCAGAGGUCAACGUCAUGGUAACGGGUAGCUGGGACAGGUCAGUCAGGCUGUGGGAUCCUAGGACCCCCUGCAACGCUGGCACCUUCACACAACCUGAAAAGGUGUACACCCUCUCUGUGGCUGGUGACCGUCUGAUAGUGGGGACAGCAGGGAGAAGGGUGUUGGUCUGGGACCUGAGGAAUAUGGGUUAUGUCCAGCAGAGGAGAGAGUCCAGUCUGAAAUACCAGACACGAGCCAUCAGGGCCUUCCCUAACAAACAGGGCUAUGUCCUGAGCUCCAUAGAAGGACGUGUUGCUGUGGAGUACCUGGACCCCAGCCAAGAGGUGCAGAAGAAGAAGUAUGCCUUCAAGUGCCACCGUCUGAAGGAGAACGGGAUAGAACAGGUCUAUCCCGUCAACGCCAUCUCCUUCCACAGUGUUCACAACACCUUCGCCACAGGUGGUUCAGACGGCUUCGUGAACAUCUGGGAUCCUUUCAAUAAAAAGCGUCUGUGUCAGUUUCAUCGUUACCCCACGUCUAUCGCCUCCCUGGCCUUCAGUAACGACGGCUCUACGCUGGCCAUCGCCUCGUCCUACAUGCAAGAGCAGGGAGACAUCGGCCACCCUGAGGACACCAUCUUCAUCCGCCAGGUCACAGACGCAGAGACUAAGCCCAAGUGAGUCAGUCAGUCUAAUGUCUGAUUCACACAAUAGGGCCCCCCGAUCUGAUUCUGAACCUUGCUGUCUCGGGUAGUUUCUUUUCACGUUGUCUCCUUUCAGCGCUGUUAGCUACAGCAACCAUGAUACAGGAUCUACUGCAUGGUGGAUCCAGCCCAGUACAGCUCGGCUCGCUUUGGCUUGGCCCUAUAUAGUGUGAAGCAGACUCUCCAGUCCACAUCCCGGCGGUCUUCUCUGGAUUGCACCGCCACAAUGCCGCUCACACUUUUUUUGGUACAUAUGAAUGGCAGCAUUGACAAGGAGCAGGCAGCUGGUAUUUAUCUGGCCAUCUAGCUCUCUUUCUCUAGCUCUCUCUCCACCUUUUUCAAUAUCCCAUAGUUGACAGACCGAUGAGGACUUGACAAAAUGGCUGCCUCCUGAUCUGUUCUCUAGCUCUCUCUCCACCUUUUUCAAUAUCCCAUAGUUGACAGACCGAUGAGGACUUGACAAAAUGGCUGCCUCCUGAUCUGUUUAUGUAUCUGGAUGUGUGGAUCCAGGAGAGUCCUGAAGGAAGCUGAAUGGCUCCAUCUAUACAAUACAAAACAACCUUCGCUGACCUUUAUUCAGGUCAGUGAAGGUUGCCUAUAUUUUUAGGAUUAUUUUUAGGAUUACAUUAUUUUUUAUUUUUUUUACUGUGCCAAUCUAUUUGUACUUUAAAAAUUAAAUGUGUGCUUUAUUAACAAAUGUAAAAGGACUACACUCGUUUGUCUUCAGUUGUAUCUAGCCCCCACCCCUCAUAAUCUGGUGAAAUUAGGUUGUUGUAUCUAGCCCCCACCCCUCUAAUAAACUGGUGAAAUUAGGUUGUUGUAUCUAGCCCCCACCCCUCAUAAUCGUGUGAAAUUAGGUUGUUGUAUCUAGCCCCCACCCCUCUCAUAAUCUGGUGAAAUUAGGUUGUUGUAUCCUGCCCCCACCCCUCUCAUAAUCUGGUGAAAUUAGGUUGUUGUAUCCUGCCCCCACCCCUCUCAUAAUCUGGUGAAAUUAGGUUGUUGUAUCCUGCCCCCACCCCUCUCAUAAUCUGGUGAAAUUAGGUUGUUGUAUCUAGCCCCCACCCCUCUAAUAAACUGGUGAAAUUAGGUUGUUGUAUCUAGCCCCCCGCCCCUCUAAUAAUCUGGUGAAAUUAGGUUGUGUCUAGCCCCCACCCCUCUAAUAAACUGGUGAAAUUAGGUUGUUGCAUCACUCUUCUCAGACCAAUUGAAAAGGAAUACGUUUUUUUCUGUAACGACAUGACUAUUCAUUUGUCUAAAGAGUCGGAUAAAGACUAAAGACAAAAUCCAAUUAGUUGCAGGAAUGCAUUUUC